UCCUGCGCCAGGAGGGGGAAGCAGCAAAUCCCCCUUACACGAACAGAGCUCGGAAGGGAUAAAAACGAAGCUCAGAUGCCGGGAGGGAGGGGACGCGCCCAGCACCGCCCCAGCAGCCUCCUGCCGACUCCAUAGGGCCGGAUUCCACCGCCGGGGUGCCAGAGAAACGAGGCGAAACUCCCUAAAAGUGCCGCGGCGAGCCGCCAGCCCUUCCCCACAGCGGGCAGGGCGAGAAGAUGGCGGCCGCGCCCCCCUCAGGAGCCCUCUCCUCAGAGGACGGCGGCGGGUGCUGGCAGCGGUGAGGAGGACGCGAGGCGGAGCCCUGUCCCUGUCCUUGUCCCUGUCCCCGGGCACAGCCUGCAGGGGGAGAUGCAGCCUCGGCUCCGGCGUCCUGCCACCUGGCUCCUGCUGGGCCCCCGCGGAAGAGAGUGCUUCUCCAUCACCGGAACUCUCUACUAGAUCAGGUCCUACCUCAGAGAGAAACUCAGAAGAAACAGAGAAGAGGAGACUGAAUGAAAUCCUCACGAUCAUUACAUGCUUGUUCAAUAAUAGCACACCCCAGUCACGUCUCCUCGCAAGCACAUUUCGUUGGAAUCGCUGAGCAGAAGCAAAGAGGAGCUGACGACUAUGUGUUUCCAACGCGGGUUGCCGGCACCCUGUGUUUGCCAUUGGCUGCAGUCUUCUGGUUUAUUUGCAGCUUCCCCCAUCUGGAAUAUGAAAAUGGGAUUGAAGUAGAUAAUUGCUAGCAGCGGGUUUUAGAGAGAGGCUUAGAGGGAGCAGAAUGCCUCUUGCACAGCACAGCCUGCCUGCGCUGGAAGAGCUCUGAGAGAUGAUUUUAGAUGUUCCCCACGUCUGAAUCUCCUGGAAACUUUACCGUGGAAGAGAGCCAUUGCGCACAAUCCUGGAGCUCACAUCCAAAAGGGGCAAGGAAGGGGCAGCAGGGCCGAACAAUGGGAUACCUUGUCCUUGGAUUGCUCAGAGAAAAGCCAGCAAACGCUCCCCUUGACUUCCCAGCAAAAAGGGCGUGAAGGGGACAAUGAACUGAAUUUUUCCCGGCGCAGCUGCAGUAGCCUUUCAGAAGGAUGGGAUACACUGACCCUUCGUCAAGCAGGGAUUUGCUGGGAAACAGAACUUUGUUCUUCAUAUUCAUCUGCGCCUUUGCCGUGGUCACCCUGCUGCAGCAGAUCCUCUACGGGAGAAACUAUCUCAAAAGAGGGCUGCAGUUUAGCUGGCAGAAUGGAGAGGAAUUGGCAAAUUGGACCGGCACCUUUAAUUUCACGGAUGACGGAGCAGUGAAGAGUGGCAGUGACACAGGCACCAGGUAUUUUGAGUUUUAUGAAGGGCCUUUGGAAUACAACUCCACCAAAUGCCUGGAAUUACGACAGGACAUCAUUGAGGUGAAGGUUUUGUCUAUGGUGAAACAAACUGAAUUGUUUGAUAGGUGGAAGAGCCUACAGAUGUGCAAAUGGGAGAUGAAUGUCACAGAAGCUAAUCUAUUCAAGUCUACUUUGUCGAGGUGUUGCAAUGCCCCUGCCUUUCUGUUCACCACCCAGAAGAAUACUCCCUUGGGAACUAAACUGAAAUACGAAGUGGAUACUAGUGGAAUCUUCCAUAUCAACCAAGAAAUCUUCAAAAUGUUUCCAAAGGAUAUGCCAUACCACCGCUCCCAGUUUAAGAAAUGUGCAGUGGUUGGGAAUGGAGGAAUUCUGAAGAACAGCAGAUGUGGCCGAGAGAUUGACAGUGCAGACUUCGUGUUUCGAUGCAAUUUGCCUCCUAUAUCUGAGAAAUACUACACAGACGUUGGGGUAAAGACGGACGUCGUGACGGUCAAUCCCAGUAUAAUUACAGAGAGAUUUCAUAAACUGGAGAAAUGGAGGAAACCUUUCUAUGAUGUGCUUCAGGUCUACGAAAACGCCUCUGUGCUGCUGCCGGCUUUCUACAACACCCGCAACACGGAUGUCUCAAUCCGGGUCAAAUACGUCCUAGAUGAUUUUGAAUCUCAGCAAGCUGUUUACUAUUUUCAUCCCCAGUAUCUCAUCAAUGUCUCACGCUACUGGCUUGGCCAAGGGGUGCGGGCCAAGCGAAUUAGCACGGGACUGAUCCUGGUGACUGCUGCCCUGGAGCUCUGUGAAGAGGUCCACCUCUUUGGCUUUUGGGCCUUCCCCAUGAACCCCUCAGGGAUUUUUAUAACUCACCACUACUAUGACAAUGUGAAACCUCGCCCUGGUUUUCAUGCUAUGCCUUCAGAAAUCUUCAACUUCCUUCACAUGCAUAGCAAGGGGAUCCUGCGGGUUCAUACAGGGACCUGUAGCUGCUGUUGACAAAGACGCUGCUUCGUCUGAUGCAACAGUGCAACCUGUGUACGGUGUAGGAGGUUUUAUUGCACCCUGAGAUUAUGCAAUAAUUGUUUGAUAUAAAUUUCCUCAAGGCAUUGCAUCCCAUAGGAUCUAGGAUACCAGCAUCCUUCCUGCUAGCAGAGUUGGGUCCGUAACAGUGUGGGUGAAGCAGAACUCCUCUGCCCCAGGGUAUGCGCUACCCUGGAAAGCAAGUUGGAUAAGAAGCACAUUUCCAAUAGGUUUAGAGAUAUAACAGAGCACAUAAAUGUAGUUACCAUUUCACUAUGAAAAAAAGCACCAAACUUUUAAGGAGAAUUGGUGGUGGAGAAUUUUAGCAUACUGUAUGACUUUACAUAGGUUUCUGAGUCAAGUACCGUGGGGCAUUGCCAGAUUUUAUUGAAAGCACUGUUCUCUGGCAUUUGGGUUUUUGAAAAUAUUCUUUAGCAUUAUAGUUUUAAGGGCAAUUGUAUAACUUGAGGUCUUUGUUCUGUAAUGUCACAAAAUAUUGGUGAAAAAUAGCAGAUAGAUUUGAUAGGAACAAACAAGGUCACUUUAUGAAAUUAUUCAGCUGGGAUAGAAGAGAAUGUUAAGCUCCCAUUCUCUGCAACAGGUAACCAUGUUGAUCAUGAUGUCUAAUUGUUUUAGAGCUUCUUUCUUCUUCUUUCCUGUGUCUUACAUUUCUGGUCUUCUCUGCUGAUAACGUUUUCUUUCUCAUGGUUCCUAAUGCUUUCCUUCUUGCUAACGUAUGUGUGCACUUCCUCCUACAGUGGCCAUCUCAGCUUCAAUUUGAAGUCUUUACUGAAGAAAUAUGAUUCUUCACACUUCUGCAACCUUUUCUUGGGCUAAAUAACAAGGAGAUUAUGCUGGUUAGAUGUUCUGGGUUGAUUUUUGGUUGAAAUAUCACAGCAUUGGAUAGAAAAAGCAUUUCCUCUUCAAAUUUGUUAAAGACUUGGUGAGAGUAUCUGAUGUUGAUCUGCUGUUGUGCAGGUUGAGUUAAAUAUUUUCAGGUAUCUGUGAUAAGUACUUGCAGGAAAUGAAGUUAAAAGGCAGAGAAGAUACUUCGUGGCUUGGAGUAUGAUGCUUAUUUUAAAAUUAUGCAUUUCAAGACCUUAGAUCUUUGGCAUAGACCUAUGCCAAAUAAAUAUGGCAUUUAUUUGUGUUGAGAAUGUUACUAGGAUGAUUAAAGGGCUGGUGUAUUCUUUAAAAGGUUACCAACGUAACUCAGUUAUGUCAAGCUUGAUUUUCCACCUGAUACAGUUAAACAGACAAAAUCCUGACUCAGAAGAGAUGCCACAUGCUGCCAGAGUUUAUUUUGGCUGCUGAAGCAUGGUGUAGUAGGCUGCUGGCAUAUGCCCUUUGAUACCGGAAUAACUACGUACACAGGAUUGUGAGGUUUGCUGUAUCAGCUGAGCUGGCAUAGUUAAAAUGAGCAGAGUUUCCUCGUGUAAGUUGUUCUUCUGAAGCACUUGGGCUGUUGUCCAGUGCCUUGUCAUGUCAUAUUUAGGUUACAAGGAUUUGGGGUUUAAAGUGCUCAUCCUCUGUGAGGGAUACUUUGCUGUUUUGGGAGGGUGUUUGAGUCCAAAUAGGACUUGGAUUUUGAUUUUGUAAUGCAUGAAUGCACAAAGCUUCUUUUAAAAGCCUCUGUGCUAUGCUGAGAGCUGUGAAAGUUGCUCACACUAUAGAUAAAGUGAUCUAAAAGGAAGUGAAGCACAAUGGUCACUGUUUCAAAAGUCCCUGCUGACCAGCAGUGGCUGGGAUGGUAUGCAAGAGUCUGUAUUUCUUUUACACUAGACUCCAGAGGUCUGAUUACUUUAAAAGCAAGCCAUGUUUUUGUAAAAGAGUCAGGGCUCACUUGGGAAAUACCAGCCAGGAGAAGGUGAAGGGCCUGUGCUUAAGCUUUAUGUAUUUGUGUUGUGCUUUUGGUCUUGUGUCGCGUGUUGGUGAGCACCACCUCGUAUCAGCUAGCUGUGAGGUGUGCAGUACACUGAGGAUGCACUUGUAGAUGAAAUGGUUUCCUUGAUUUAAUAUGCAAAAGAGAUCUUUGUCUUUGGUGUGUUUUGUAAAUUAAUGUGAAAAGGGCUUUGAUAAUGAAGUGCUGUAACAGAAGUGCUAUGUAGAGAGCAAUGUGACCUGUAGGUUGGCCAUUUUGCUGUUUAUUAAGCUUUAUGAUAACAGGAAAGAUGCUGAAGCUGGUACGUAGAUCCCUUACUUCUUACUCUUCCUGGGUAAGGGUCUGGUAGUGUCUUCAGUAUUGCUUUGCUGCUGCUGCUUUGCUAAGGAUAAGUUCUUUGGUAAGGGUUUUUCGUCACUAUGUUGAUUGAAGCGAACAAAAGCAACUGGAAGGAGUCUGAUCUGUUGAAAGAGAUAGUUCAAAAAGAAGGGAAGACACUUGAGGCAUUGGUAUGUUGGAAAAUAGCAGUGCAAAUCCCUGAUUAGUUGCAAAAAUCCUUUUGGACUUUUUGGAUAGGGAAAAGGAUAAGCAAAACUGUAAUUAUGGCUAUCCUGUAAUUACAGGGACACAGACAAUUCCUUUCUUUGUUUGCUUCAUAUACAUGAGCAAUGUAAAUUCACCUAGGCGAUACUGUAAAAAGUGCAGUUUUACUCUGUUUAGAUUUUGAUGGGUUACAAGUCUAUAAGUACUAUAUUUUUUUAAUGACGUUAAAAAUGUCUGUGCAAGAUACUUGCACAUGUGCACCAAAGGCCCAAUCGUGCAACAUUUAUCUGAAAAGAGCUCCCGUUCAAGUGGAUGGGUAUUUUAUUUGUGUAGGGACUGCAGAAACAGGCCCAGACAUGCCUGUGAUGGUGUACAUAGGUGUAUAGUUAGAUGUAGGGAGCGAUUAGCAAGCCAGAAAGAUACUUAAAGAAAUACAUAUAAAAUAUGAAGUGCAUGUUGUGGCGUGUUUACUUUCUGAUUCGCUUUUCAGGUGUUGCUCAAAAACUGGUUGAAAAACGACGGCAUUUUUGUCAGAAAUGCUGUAUGCGGAAGCUUUCAGGUUUUUCUUGGCCUCCUUGCCUCGCAGUGGGCACUGCAAGCUCAGAUCUCAGCUGUCCUGUGUGCAGGAGCGGGGGCUGAGGAUGGAAGUAGUGCCCGGGAGGUUUCAGCUGUGCAGAGGUCGCUCCCUGUGCAACGUCACCAUGGGGUUGCUGAGCCAGCAUUGAACAGCCUGAGCUUCUGCCCGUCCUGCUGAAACGGACGACGAGAAGGGCUGUUGCAGAAAGAAGGACCGUCCUUAUUUUCUGCCAUUAGUAGUUUUUUGUUUGUUUGUUUGUUUGUUUUUGAUGUCAGUAAUUUAUCUGAGUUUGAGGCUAUUUUGUUUCCUUCCUCCCAUAUGGUCAAAGCUCCAAAUGUUCAAUCUCAACCCUUUUUUUCCAAAGAUCCUGUUCAAAAGCCUGUGCUCUUAGUCAUAUGGUCUGAGUUUUUGGGUAGAUCUGUGUGGAGACAGGAGCUGGACUUGACGAUCCUUAAGGGAAUCAAUCCCCCAGUGCAAAAAUCUGAUCUGUCCAAGAAGAAACGCUGUCAGCUCUCUAGUAUCUCAUCCUGAGCUCAGGCUGUAAUCCUGGCUCUGGUGAGAAUAUGAGAUCUGAGUCAGGGAGAGAGAAAAUUACAAGAUUAUGGUUUAAUCAACGACUCCGGGUAGUAUUUAUGAGAAUCUCUUAAGAAGCUCCUGAGAUCUUCAUACACUGGCAAUGCAAAUUCAGUCAGGAAAACAUAGCUAGGCCCGCUUCUCCUUGACUGUCAGGUCGGCAGAGGAGGCUUAUGAACCCGCCAGUGCUUUCAUCAGAGGGAAGGAAGUAUUUAGUCAAAGUAGUUCAGCUGCUUGCUUUUGAUUUAUGGACUCCAGCUUUGCUGUUGGACAGAACAGAUUAAAUAGUCAGAGGUCCAUUAUAAUAUUUUAGCGUAUUUCCUGUGAUUGCAAUGGAGUCCUCAAAGCUAGUUCAGGAAUUGCAAAGGGGGAGCAAUGCCAUGGUGGCUUCUUCUGCUGGGACUUCUGGGAAGAGGGCCUCCACGGCGAGUAGGUCUGUGAUCACCUGGAAAAGCCACAUAAAGGGAAUCAGGGAGAUGGCAAGCACAGCUCUGGUCCGAGCCUUUAGUGCUGUGGAGUAACACCACAGAGGUGACACACGGAGCUUCACAGCUCGCGAUGGCGAGGAGCAGCAACCCCAGUCC
Molecule: messenger RNA, 6504 nt
Organism: Oxyura jamaicensis (ruddy duck)
Lineage: Eukaryota; Metazoa; Chordata; Aves; Anseriformes; Anatidae
Gene: ST8SIA5
Product: ST8 alpha-N-acetyl-neuraminide alpha-2,8-sialyltransferase 5
Exons: 11
Coding region: 1083-2321 (412 amino acids)
Biological process (GO): N-glycan processing; oligosaccharide metabolic process
Molecular function (GO): alpha-N-acetylneuraminate alpha-2,8-sialyltransferase activity
Source: RefSeq, a predicted model, not a curated record